Molecule: messenger RNA, 594 nt
Organism: Ananas comosus (pineapple)
Lineage: Eukaryota; Viridiplantae; Streptophyta; Magnoliopsida; Poales; Bromeliaceae
Exons: 3
Coding region: 1-594 (197 amino acids)
Source: RefSeq, a predicted model, not a curated record
AUGGAGACGUUGUUCAAGGACAUCUACACCCGAGAGCAAGACAAAGUGCACUUGGUCCCUCAUUGCUUCGACAAGAGGGCUCGAGUGUGGUGGAGGAGGGUGAAGCAGGAUCGAUCUCCGGACCUUCCCCCGAUCCAUUGGGCGGAGUUCCGAGGAUUGAUGUUCGCAGAGUAUUUUCCCAACAGUGACAAAAGAAAGAUGCAGGAGGAUUUCCGGAAGCUCAAGCAGGGCAAUCGCACAGUACGGGAGUACGAGCGGGAGUUCACUCAUCUCCUGAAUUGCGUUCCAGAUGUGGCAAAGGCCGAGCAAGACCGGGCGGAAUGCUUCGUAUGGGGGCUCCUGCCCGAUAUUUUUCGAAUGGUGCAUGCUUUCAAGUUCCGCACCUUUGUGGAGGUGUUGGAUUGUGCUCUAUGGGUCGAGCACGAGAACGCUUGUGUCCGAGAGGAGCGCAAAGCGUUCGAGAAGGACCAGGGGAAGAAACGGCCUGGCGGAUCUGCAGCUGAUAUGAGGGUGCUGCAUUGGUGUUGUGAGAGCGGCGGUUUUAUGGUUUCUGAAGGUUAUGCAAAAUACCAAUCGAUUCCCUGCGCCAUUUAG